This is a messenger RNA of Calliphora vicina (urban bluebottle blowfly), 1375 nucleotides long. RefSeq lists its product as uncharacterized. The record is from RefSeq and is a predicted model, not a curated record. Gene Ontology annotation, biological process: regulation of transcription by RNA polymerase II. The transcript has 2 exons. Lineage: Eukaryota; Metazoa; Arthropoda; Insecta; Diptera; Calliphoridae. The coding region runs from base 138 to 1229 and encodes 363 amino acids. Gene Ontology annotation, cellular component: nucleus; transcription regulator complex.
UUAUUGCUGUGUGGAUUCUCGUUAAAUUUUUUUCUCUGCGUUUUCGUUCUCAGUUCGUUUUUUACUCUUAACGUGAACGGUUUGUUGGAAAACGUUUUGUUACACCACGAAUUUAUUUGUUUUGUGGUGACGCCGCCAUGUCCAAACCAACUUCUAAUAUUAGUGUUAAAUUCUUAAUACAUUUAGUUGGUGAACGUCCUGCUUUGUGGGAUAAAACUUCGGAGGAUUACAAGGAUCGUGCAUUGAAGGAGACAUCAUGGCGCGAAAUUUGCACGUUUAUCAACGAAAAUUUCGAUGAUAUGAAACCGACGGCAAGAGCAGAAUUUACUCGAAUGAUUACAAGAAAAUGGACACACAUACGUGAUUCCUGGGUCAAAUCGAUGAAGUACGGCUACGAUGAAGUUACCAAAGAACCCCCAAAACCCUACAUUUACCACAAUGAAUUGAAAUUUAUGCAAAAGAUAUUGAAAUGCAAACCGCCACGUUACAAUCUCAAUAUGUCACAACUAAGCAACAUGCAUUUUGAGGAAUUCUAUAAGGAUAAAAAUGACACACAAAACAGCGAUGACGUGGAGCAUAACGACGAGGAGGAAGAGUAUUUAAAUACUGAACAUUUAAAACAAGAACCGAAUAACAGUGUGAAUGAAAACAAGCACGUGGUAAUAAAUGAGGCGGCAGAUAUGGUGGAUGAUGAGGAAGAUGAUUGGCCUUUGGAAAACACUGAAAUAACACCCAUGAUAGAGGAGAAAAAGUUUCCAGUGCCAGCAGUUAAAAAGAAACGUAUGAGUAUUUUUAAAAGUUCUGGCAAUGAAGAUGAUUCUGUAAAUCAACCGGAAGUGGUGCGUCCUUCCCCCUAUCUAAUGUCCAAUGCCGACAAAUAUGCGUAUGAAAAUCGCCAUUGGAAUUUCUUUAAGGGUAUUUUACCCUCCGUCAAUGGUUUGGAUGAGGAUCAUGUUUUGCAAUUCCAAUCGGGUGUCAUUGUGUUGCUACAAAAAUUACGCGAAUCACAAAAACAUCAAAAGAAACCCAACACCAAACGAGUACAUUCGCAUUCUUUGUUUAGAGGCUGUGGCCGGAAACGCCGAAAUUCCAAUGAUGACGAUUACGAUUGGCCCGUUUGUAAUACAAAAGUAAAUUAUCAAAACGAAAGAAGAUCAACAAGACGUACUACCGAUCCUAUAGCAGCCGAAGAUAUGCAGUCGGAAAAUGAAUCUUGUUCGGAUAAUUAAUUACUUAAUAUUUUAUGCAAUAUUAAGUUUAGUUAAGAAUUUAAUAAUUGAUAUACAUAUGUAGAUGUACUAUUUAAUUUAUGGAUAUUUUCUAUUCUACAAUUUUAAACAAUAAAAAAUUAAAUUUAUUUUUUAAUGUAAAAUAA